Molecule: messenger RNA, 3687 nt
Organism: Corylus avellana
Lineage: Eukaryota; Viridiplantae; Streptophyta; Magnoliopsida; Fagales; Betulaceae
Product: ARM repeat superfamily protein
Biological process (GO): protein import into nucleus
Cellular component (GO): nuclear envelope; cytosol
Molecular function (GO): small GTPase binding
Source: RefSeq, a predicted model, not a curated record
CCAGCUUCGGAGCACCAUAUAAACCCAGCAAACAUCGACGACCAGCGCUCCAAUCGCUCACUUUCCAUUUCUUCGCCUGAAAGGCAUCGCUCUCAUCGCCAUUUUCCGCACUUGAAUUUCCUCACAAACCUUAAAGAUUCAAACAGAGCUAUUGUUUAAUACAUUUGUAUACCAAAAUCCCUUUGUCGCUCCGAAUCACUAUUUGGCAAACCGGUUCAGUUCGUACGGACGGCGAUGGCGCUCUCGGCUUCUGACCUACCAGCGAUGUACUCGUUUCUCGCCAAUUCAAUGAGCGGCGACGAGAGUGUCCGGAAACCGGCGGAGACGGCUCUCUCUCAGUCGGAGAGCAGGCCUGGCUUCUGCUCUUGCCUCAUGGAAAUAAUUACUGCGAAGGAUUUAGCGUCUCAGGUUGAUAUCCGUUUGAUGGCUUCGGUGUACUUCAAGAAUAGUGUUAAUCGGUACUGGAGGAACAAGCGCGAUUCCUCGGGGAUAGGCAACGAGGAGAAAAUACACCUGAGACAAAAACUGUUGUCGCACUUGAGAGAAGAGAAUUAUCAGAUAGCUCUAAUGUUGGCUGUGCUCAUAUCCAAAAUUGCUCGUAUUGAUUACCCCAAAGAAUGGCCGGAACUGUUUUCUGUUUUAGCACAACAGCUCCAAUCAGCUGAUGUUCUUACUUCCCAUCGGAUUUUUAUGAUUAUUUUUCGGACCUUGAAGGAAUUGUCCACUAAACGUCUUACUUCAGACCAAAGGACCUUUGCAGAGAUAUCAUCCCAUCUCUUUGAUUUUAGCUGGCACAUUUGGCAGAGAGACUUGCAGACCAUAUUAAAUGGUUUCUCCACUCUUUCUCAAAGCUAUAAUUCAAAUGAUCCAAACCAGUAUCACGAUGAGCUUUAUCUAAUGUGUGAGAGAUGGUUGUUGUGUUUAAAGAUAAUACGCCAGCUUAUAAUUUCAGGGUUUCCAAGUGAUUCAAAAUGUGUACAGGAGGUCCGACCAGUUAAGGAGGUCUCUCCUGUUCUCUUGAAUGGCAUUGAGUCCUUUCUUCCAUACUAUUCAUCUUUUCAGAAGGUACACCCUAAAUUUUGGGACUUCACAAAGAGGGCAUGUACUAAAUUGAUGAAGGUCUUGGUAGCAAUACAGGGAAGACAUCCUUUUUCUUUUGGGGAUAAAAAUGUGCUUCCUCCUGUCAUGGAGUUCUGCUUAAAUAAGAUUACAGAACCUGGGCCAGAGUUGUUUUCAUUUGAGCAAUUCUUGAUUCAAUCUAUGGUAAUGGUUAAGUGUGUACUAGAAUGUAAGGAAUACAAGCGUAGUCUUACUGGUCGGGUGGUGGAUGAAAAUGGGAUUACACAAGAGCAGAUAAAGAAAAACAUUUCGAGUGCUGUUGGUGGUGUAUUGACCUCACUGCUGCCUAAUGAACGGAUAAUACUUCUUUGUAAUGUAUUGAUAAGAAGGUAUUUCGUUUUAACUGCAAGUGAUUUGGAAGAGUUGUACCAGAACCCAGAAGCUUUUCAUCAUGAGCAGGAUAUGGUUCAGUGGACAGAAAAAUUGAGGCCUUGUGCUGAAGCUUUGUACAUUGUAUUGUUUGAAAACCAUAGCCAACUACUUGGUCCUGUUGUGGUUUCCCUUCUUCAAGAGGCAAUGAAAGGUUGCCCAACUUCAGUCACUGAAAUCACUCCAGGGUUGCUUCUAAAGGAUGCUGCUUAUGGUGCUGCUGCUUACGUUUAUUAUGAGCUCUCAAACUACCUGAGCUUCAAAGAUUGGUAUAAUGGUGCAUUGUCGCUAGAACUCUCAAAUGACCAUCCAAAUAUGAAUAUCAUCCAUAGGAAAGUUGCACUAAUAUUGGGACAGUGGGUUUCUGAGAUUAAAGAUGACACAAAAAGACAAGUAUACUGUGAUUUGAUCAAAUUGUUACAAGACAAAAACCUUUCUGUCAGGCUGGCAGCCUGUCGGUCUUUGUGCUUACACAUUGAAGAUGCGAACUUUUCAAAACGAGAAUUUAUUGAUCUUCUUCCAAUAUGUUGGGGUUCAUGCUUUAAGUUGGUUGAGGAAGUUCAGGAGUUUGACUCAAAGGUUCAGGUUUUGAAUUUGAUCUCUGUUCUUAUUGCAAAUGUUAGUGAAGUCAUUCCAUUUGUGGACAACUUGGUGCAUUUUUUUCAAAAGGUUUGGGAGGAAUCUUCUGGUGAAAGCCUGCUGCAGAUUCAGCUCCUUAUUGCUUUGCGGAACCUUGUGGUUGCACUUGGCAGUCAAUCACCCAUUUGCUACAACAUGCUACUGCCCAUUCUACAGAAGGGAAUUGAUAUAAAUAGCCCAGACGAACUUCUGGAGGACAGCAUGCAGUUAUGGGAAACUACACUUUCUUGUGCCCCUUCGUUGGUGCCGCAACUAUUGGCAUACUUCCCAUCUCUUGUGGAAAUCAUGGAAAGAAGUUUUGAUCACUUGCAGGUUGGUGUCAGCAUAAUUGAGGAUUACAUUAUUUUGGGCGGAACUGAGUUUCUAAACAUGCAUGCUUCCAGUGUGGCUAAAAUUCUUGAUCUGGUUGUUGGAAAUGUCAAUGACAAAGGAAUUAUCUCAACUCUUCCAGUCAUUGAUAUUCUAAUACAGUGUUUCCCUGCAGAAGUGCCUCCAUUGAUCAGCAGUACUUUACAAAAAUUGAUUGCUAUAUGUUUGAGUGGAGGAGACGACCGUGAUCCUUCUAAGACAGCUGUUAAAGCAUCUUCUGCUGCCAUACUGGCAAGGAUUUUGGUGAUGAAUACCAAUUACCUUGCCCAGUUAAUGUCAGAUCAAUCAACUUUGUUACUGCUCCAGACGGCGGGCGUCCCAAUCAAAGACAAUAUACUUCUUUGUCUGGUUGACAUUUGGCUUGACAAGGUAGACAAUGUAUCUUCCAUCCAAAGGAAGACAUAUGGCCUAGCCCUUUCAAUAAUUCUCACGUUGAGACUGCCUCAAGUCCUCGAUAUGCUUGAUCAGAUUCUGAGUGUAUGUACGACUGUAAUUUUGAGUGAAAAUGUUGACUUGGCUGAGGAAGAGUCCAGUGGUGAGAAUAUGAGCUCCAGCAGGUCUCACGGUGAGGGCACCAUUCCGAGUCAAGAGUUAAGAAGAAGACAGAUCAAGUAUUCUGAUCCUGUCAACCAGUUGUCAUUAGAGACCUCGGUUAGAGAAAAUCUUCAAACAUGCGCUGCCCUUCAUGGAGAAUCGUUUAAUUCAGCCAUUGGUAGCAUGCAUCCAGCAGUAUUAAAACAAUUGAAGCAGGCAUUGAAGAUGCCGUAGCUCGUGUGCCUCCAAUUCUUCUAAUCAAUUGGGUGCUCUCGUGUCCAGGCCCUUCCAGUUUUCAGUUGUUCCAUAGAGUGAGAUAUAGGGUGAAUUGAAGCUUCUGGGAAUGAAUUUGUGAGUUCUAUCUUCUUUCUUUUCCUUCAUAAUUUCUUGGGCUGGGUUUUGGUUUCGGGUUAUAGUUUCAAAUUCAUUUGUGUGCAAAUUUGACAGCACGAAGCUUUGUAAAUAGCUUGCGGAUCUGUAUGUCAUUGUAUACGGAGUGUAGAGGGUGGUGGAAGUAAGUUAAGGGAAUGCAGACAAAUGAAAUGAGAAAUUUUCAGAAAAUGAGAAGAAAUUUGUGAAUUUGUUUUUAUUUGUUUUCAGAAAACAAGAUGAGACUGAAAAUUGCCACUUUUAAUUCCAGGGUUUCUUUUUGCUUGU